Molecule: messenger RNA, 2044 nt
Organism: Cheilinus undulatus (humphead wrasse)
Lineage: Eukaryota; Metazoa; Chordata; Actinopteri; Labriformes; Labridae
Gene: oprl1
Product: opiate receptor-like 1
Exons: 6
Coding region: 40-1014 (324 amino acids)
Biological process (GO): neuropeptide signaling pathway; sensory perception of pain
Cellular component (GO): membrane; neuron projection
Molecular function (GO): nociceptin receptor activity; neuropeptide binding
Source: RefSeq, a predicted model, not a curated record
UUAUGGAGUUUUACUCUGUUCCAGACAAAAACAGGAAGGAUGAGAGAGUCAGAGAGAGCUGAGGGCGUAGAGACGGAGAACAAGAGAAGACGCAGAGAAAGAAGAUACACCAAGAUGAAGACAGCCACAAACAUCUACAUCUUUAACCUGGCUCUGGCUGACUCUUUGUUCCUGGCUACUCUACCUUUCCAGGGCACCGACGUGUUCCUGGGCUUCUGGCCGUUUGGGAACGCCCUGUGUAAGGCGGUGGUGUCUAUCGACUACUACAACAUGUUCACCAGCACCUUCACUCUGACCGUGAUGAGCAUGGACCGCUACGUGGCCGUCUGCCACCCCGUCAAAGCUCUGGACAUGAGGACUCCUCACAAGGCCAAGGUGGUGAAUAUCUGCGUGUGGGUGCUGGCCUCAGCCUUCGGAGUCCCUGCCAUGGUCCUGGGAAAUGUGGAGGAGGAGCAAGAGCACAACAGUGUGGAGUGCAUCGUGGUUCUGCCUGAACCAAGGAGCCACUGGGAUCCUGUCUUUGGCACGUGUGUUUUCCUCUUCUCCUUCCUCAUCCCCGUGGCGAUCAUUAGCAUCUGCUACAGCCUCAUGGUGAAGCGCCUGCGCAGCGUCCGCAUCCUGUCCGGCUCCAAGGAAAAAGACCGAAACCUGCGGCGCAUCACAAGAAUGGUCCUGGUGGUGGUGGCGGCGUUCGUGGUCUGUUGGACCCCCAUCCAGAUCAUGGUCCUGGCUCAGUCGCUGGGCUUCAACCUGAGCAGCUUGUUCACGCUGGUCCUGAUGCACUUCUGCAUCGCGCUGGGCUACGUCAACAGCAGCCUGAAUCCCGUACUCUACGCUUUCCUGGAUGAGAAUUUCAAGCGCUGCUUCCGCGAGUUCUGCCACCCAUCGCCGUUCCGUCUCGACACCCAACAGUCGGGCAGGAUGAGGAGCAUCGCCAGGGAGGUGGCGGCGGCCUACAGCUGCAAGGCUGGAGAGGGUGGGGAGCACGGGGGCGGGACGCCUAAUCCUGCAUGACUAGGCGUGGAACUCCCCCUGGUGGGGGUCGACCCCCUCCAGAGGAGAGAGACUCAGGGGACGGGGAACUCCAACACAGAACUGACUCAAAUAACAGCCCUCUAGCGGCACGAGCCCCCCCACCCCCCAACUAGAAGACUGGCCUGGGGUGGGGGGGAGGGAGAUGAGGAGGAUGGAGAUGAACGGAAAAGGAUUUAGAGUGGACGUCUAAGGCCUGAGUGGUGGUGGAGCUGUGGGACGUCCUGGUAGGUAGAGAGGCCAAAAGAAGGUCCUGCAGAAAGAUGUUUGGCAUAAAGCCUCUGACUUUAGAAAACCUGAGGCAGGAACUUUUAAAGAACCCGACCAAGGUGAAGUGGACUUUAACCCAAAAAGAGGGCAGCUUUGUAGCAGCCCCUAAACCACGACCUCAGACUCUGAAUCAGCCAACUGAGCCUGAUAAACAGGUGCUGGAUCAAAGAUGCCUGGAGAAUGCGGGGUCUGACAUUUGAGAGAGCAUGUGGAACAGUACUGAUGGGGGGGCUGCAGGACCAAAACCUCUGCAGACUUCAUGGACUGUUUGGUAGAAGGACAGAGACUGUGGAGACCAAGGAACGCUUUCCAGGAAGACUUACAAAGUGAGGAAAUGAGGAACAAACUUUGGCUCAAGUGUAUUUAACGUUGAUGUUUUAAGGACUAAACCUGCAUCACAGCUGGAAAGACAGGAAGUGGUAGUGGUAGACCCGAAGCCCCCUGAUCUCAGGAUGGGGACUGUAGGUGCACAUGGGGGUGUUAUGCUGCAGAGCCCUCAUCAAGGCGUUAGUAGAAGGACACUGGGAUGUAGGAUCUGUGUAAAAAAUAUAGACUACGGUAACGGACUAUGUGCAACAAACAACUAUUGAACCACAGUUCUGGAUCUGGACCCAGAGGGUCCCAUGAAUGUUCUUUUCUCCAUGUAUCCUGAAACAAAUCAGCCUGAGAAAUCCAGUCGUUCUUUCUUCAAAGUUUUUGUGAAUUCAAAAAAACUUUCUAUAAUCACUUGUGAGUGUUUAAC